AUGGUGGUCGUAGAUGAUAAAAUCAGAUCAGGAAGACCCAAAGGGAAUGUUUCCGGGAGUUGUGCACUCCCAGAAAAAGCAAAAGCCUGUGAGACUCAGCAGAGUCCAGAGGAAAACUUAAGUAGCCUCUCAGACCUUAUUACACACAAGAGAAUCAACUUCGAAGAGACACGUUACACAUGGCAUGAGUGUGGGGAAAGCUUCAAUGAGAGCUCAGACCUUUUCACACAUCAGAGAAUCCACAGAGGAGAGAGACCCUACAUGUGCUCUGAGUGUGGGAAAGGCUUCAGUCGGAGCUCUACCCUUAUCGCACACAGGAGAAUCCACACAGGAGAGACGCCAUACACAUGCUCUGAGUGCGGGAAAAGCUUCAAUUGGCACUCACUCCUUAUCGUACAUCAGAGAAUCCACACCGGAGAGAUGCCCUACACAUGCUCUGAGUGCGGGAAAAGCUUUAAAUGGCACUCAAACCUUAUCAAACAUCGUAGAAUCCACACAGGAGAGAAGCCCCACACAUGCUCGGAAUGUGGGAAAAGCUUCAGUUGCAGCUCAAACCUUAUCACACAUCGUAGAAUCCACACUGGAGAGACGCCCUACACAUGCUCUGAGUGCGGGAAAAGUUUCAAUCGGAGCUCAGACCUUAUCAAACAUCAUAGAAUCCACACUGGAGAGACGCCCUACACAUGCUCUGAGUGUGGGAAAAGCUUCAGUCAGAGCUCUACCCUUAUCGCACACAGGAGAAUCCACACCGGAGAGACGCCUUACACAUGCUCUGAGUGUGGGAAAAGCUUCAAUCGGAGCUCAAACCUUAUCGCACAUCAGAGAAUCCACAUGAGAGAGAUGCCCUACACAUGCUCUGAGUGUGGGAAAAGCUUCAAUCGGAGCUCAGACCUUAUCAAACAUCAGAGAAUCCACACUGGAGAGAAACCCUACACAUGCUUUGAGUGCGGGAAAAGCUUCAUUCGGAGCUCAGACCUUAUCAGACAUCAGAGAAUCCACACCGGAGAGAAACCCUACACAUGCUUUGAGUGCGGGAAAAGCUUCAAUCAGAGCUCAGACCUUAUCGUACAUCAGAGAAUCCACACUGGAGAGACGCCCUACACAUGCUCUGAGUGCGGGAAAAGCUUCAAUCAGAGUUCAACCCUUAUCGUACAUCAGAGAAUCCACACCGGAGAGAAACCCUACACAUGCUUUGAGUGCGGGAAAAGCUUCAAUCAGAGCUCAGACCUUAUCGUACAUCAGAGAAUCCACACUGGAGAGACGCCCUACACAUGCUCUGAGUGCGGGAAAAGCUUCAAUCGGAGUUCAACCCUUAUCGUACAUCAGAGAAUCCACACAAGAGAGACACCCUACAUGUGCUCUGAGUGUGGGAAAAGCUUCAGUCAAAACUCACACCUUAUCUCACAUCGUAGAAUCCACACAAGAGAG
Mauremys reevesii (Reeves's turtle) is the source of this 1428-nucleotide messenger RNA. RefSeq names its product zinc finger protein 271-like. The transcript is spliced from 2 exons. Gene Ontology annotation, biological process: negative regulation of transcription by RNA polymerase II; regulation of immune system process; regulation of cytokine production. The record is from RefSeq and is a predicted model, not a curated record. The annotation marks the transcript as partial. Lineage: Eukaryota; Metazoa; Chordata; Testudines; Geoemydidae.